GCCCCCCGCAUGCCCGCUCAGUCCGCACGCCGCGCGCCGGCCAGCCGUCCCACGCGGCGGGCGAGGAGCCCCGCCCCUGUCCCACGCCGCGCCCCCGGCGGCCAAUAGAAAUGGUCUGCGGGGCACCGCCUCGACACGCUAUACACGGACGAGCCAAUGGGCGCGCUCUGCGGCGAGCGCCGCUCCUGCCGCGGCUUCUUAGCCAGCCAAUGGGAGUGGCUGGCGUAUCCCUCCAGGGGGCGGAGCGGGCGGCGCGGGCGCGGAGCUCUGGGACGCUGUGCGGGCGCGGGCCUUCUUCUCACGUCGGCGGUCCUCGCGGGCGCGGUCUCGGCUCCUGCCCGGCGUAACCGACGGAUGAUGGGGGCUCUGGGCGUCCGACGCGGCCUGGAGUGGCUACUGGGCCUCUACUUCCUCUCCCACGUCCCCAUCACUCUGCUCUUGGACCUGCAGGUGGUGCUGCCGCGCGAAUUCUACCCGGUCGAGCUGACAAACCUGCUGAAGUGGUAUACUAAGGAGUUCAAAGACCCUCUGCUCCAGGCCCCCCCAACAUGGUUUAAGUCCUUCCUGUUUUGUGAGCUUGUGUUCCAGCUGCCUUUCUUUCCCAUAGCGACGUACGCCUUCUUAAGAGGAGGCCGCAGGUGGAUCCGCACCCCUGCAAUCAUCUACUCAGUUCACACCAUGACAACUCUAAUUCCAAUUCUCUCCACGUUUCUAUUUGAUGAUUUCUCCAAAGCCAGUGGUUUCAAAGGACAAGGACCUAAGACUUUCCACGAACGACUUACCCUCUUAUCUGUCUAUGCCCCCUACUUUCUCAUCCCUCUUAUGCUUCUGCUUUUCAUGUUGUGGAGCCCCUACUACAAGUAUGAGGAGAAAAGAAAGAAAAAAUGAGAGAAAUAAUGACUGGCCUGGUGGGGGGGUGGGGAGAUGCCCAUAGGGCAGUUUUCCGGUUGGACCCAGUAUGAGGAAAACUGCUCAGAACCCAUGUCUUCAGUAGCAUUUGAAACCCACCAGUGACACAGAAAGAACAAGACUCUGGCAGGAGCCACAUCAGAAGCCCCCCCUCCUGAGGACAGUGGCGCAAACAGACCAGUCACCUGAGCACGGACUGAAGGGUGUGGGCUAGGUUAUAGGGAAGUGGUGCCAAAUACCUCACCGUGUGCCCAAGUUCCAUCGUGAGCAGGACCAGACCAGAUCCUGUAUAAACUUCCAAGAAACGUGGCCUGCUUGGCACCUGACCCACAGUGCCCAUGUGAUUAAACCCCUGACUCCUGAUUCUCCGCAGCAUAUCCUUUAUCAGCAAAAUGAAGAGUGGGAUUUUUCAGGUCAUUUUUAAGUUUGAAAUUAUGCCUCUUUAAUAUUCAUUAAAAACUGUAUCAUGGGUUUUUUUGCCACCACCCUUGGUUGGGGACAGGUUCUGCAAGAGGCCUAAACUUGGUUUUACUCAAGGGUCAGCUCUGGCCUGACGUUCAGAAAUGGAUUAAGCUGGAAGGUGUUUUGUUUGUGUCUUAAACAGGUCAUCCCAGAAAAGAUUUUUUUUUUUUUAAUCAUCUCCUGAUUCAUUCUUUCCAUACCUUAGUCUUCUCUGUUUUUACAGACCACCUGACAUAAGUCCCUUCCCUCUGAGGUCUGGUGUCUCAAACCUGAUCUGGGAGUGUGCUUCCUGUUGGAUAACUUCACCCUUCCUGAGAGUUUCAUCAUCCAUCCUGGCCUGUUCUCAAAGUGGAAGGGCAGCUGGGCAUGAGAUGUCCAUUGUGUAAAUGCAGGGUCUCUUCACUGGUUCCUUAGCUUUCUCUAAAUUUGUACUCGAGGUCAACUCAAACACACACACACACACCUGUGAACACACAUGGAAAAUGAUAACUGGUCCUGUCUGGUUCCCUCUUUAAGUCUGUUUUGGUCACAAGCCAUAUUGUUCUGAUUGUUGGGAGUAUCAUCUGACUCAUGUGUCUGGUCCAAAUAAAGGUCCCUGCUGACCACUGCCUGGUUUGUUUUGUGGAUGAGGGAGGGGCUCAAGAGUCCAGAGUUCUCUCAAGAUGUUAAAUGUACACUUUAAGGGCACCAGGAAAAGAGGUAGAUCAAGCCAUCUGAAAACAAUAAUUUAUUGCUCUUCCUUUCCAAAGCUUUGAAUUUACAAAAAAAAAUCAUUUACAGACUGCUCCGUUCAGGCUAAGAAUGCCAAGAGCUGAGAGCCUGGACCCCCGUGGCCACAGGUGUUCACCAGCAGCUGCGCACGGACAUCUGCAACAAGCUCCCCAGAUUUGUUUCCUGCCUUCAGAGAUGCUGCGUGCGUUACACACCAUCUCUCAGGAUAUACGUGGGCCAUUAGACAAGUCACAGGAACAGUACAGAGGUUUUUUGGGGUCUUAUUUUUUUUGCCCUUCUAUAAAAUGAAAUUUUCAGUUCAUUUCUGAAAAAUAAAUUGGUCAAUAAAUUCA
Callorhinus ursinus (northern fur seal) is the source of this 2435-nucleotide messenger RNA. It is a transcript of the gene TMEM97, whose product is annotated as transmembrane protein 97. Gene Ontology annotation, cellular component: endoplasmic reticulum. NCBI's taxonomy places the organism in Eukaryota, Metazoa, Chordata, Mammalia, Carnivora, Otariidae. The record is from RefSeq and is a predicted model, not a curated record.